AAAAUAUAUUAUUAUUAUUGUUUACCGUUGGUUUUUCUGGAAAUAAAAAACAUUUAUGUUGCAUAGACCUUGUGGAAAUAUUGGCCUUUUGUAGUUAUAAUAUUUAUUAUUUUUGCUUUUGGGAGAUAAUAGUUCAUUUGUACUUAUUAUGUGAUUAUACUCACUAUAGCCCACUUAUUUAAUGAGCUAAAGCUUGCUAAAAUGGUUAUUAUUAAUGACCAUGUCAAACUUGUAAAAUGACAUUAAUUUAUUAUUAGGGAAUGGUUUAGGUAAUCGCUGAUGUUUUUAUUAUAUCUUCAGUAUUUGGACAAAUUUCAUGCUGGUUUUAAUACCUUGUGGCAUUAGCGUUUUUGGUUUUGCAGAGCUUUUGAUAGGCCUUAAUGUUUUAAAUGUCAACUGUUGCUAUUUAACCUUAUAUGAAAUUGCUGUUUCCAGCAACAACAUUGAUUUUAUGUUUGCACUUCUCAAUUAGAAAGCAUUAUGGGAAUUUUGCUAUGCGCUUUUCUUUCAUUAUUUCUUUCUUUUUUUUUUUUUUUGCAUUUGUAAUUGAUAUUUUUUCUCGAGAAGAAACCUUAUAAUUACUUCUUUUUGGAGUGAGGUGGACAUGCCUGUGUAUGCAAGAGUUCUACCCCCUAAACGGUGAAGUAGAGUGCAUAUUCUAUUUUUGGUAAUUGAAUGGUUAGGGUAGUAUUCUGCUGCGGUUUUUAUGACAUAUAAUUGAUUACAAGAUAUUUCCUCAAUGGGGGGAGCUUGUUCUAGGAAGAGAGGUCAAUUGGACAAUGAAGAUAAUUUUCAUUGUGGGCUUUCUAGAAGAUAUAGCAAAAGUGCGAGCUCAAAGUGGUUGGCAACUUCAUUUUCUAGACCUGCUUGUGAACUGCAGCGAGGUAAUCAGAGAUGUCCAUCCCUUAUGGAAUUGUGCAUCCAAAAUAUACGUGAGGAUAUGGAUAAAUAUAGUACCUUUUCUAUGCUUCCAAGGGAUAUUAGUCAGCAAAUCUUCAAUGAAUUAGUGUGUUCUCAACGUUUGACUGAUAAUUCUCUGGAAGCUUUCCGAGAUUGUGCUCUCCAGGACCUUCACUUGGGAGAAUGCCCUGGGGUUAAUGAUAGUUGGAUGGAUGUAAUCUCUUCACAAGGGAUAUCUUUACUUUCUGUGGAUCUUUCUGGUUCAGAUGUCACUGAUUCUGGAUUGAUUCAUCUAAAAGACUGCACAAACCUUCAAGCCUUAAAUUUUAAUUGUUGUGACCAGAUUUCAGACCUUGGACUUAAUCACAUUAGUGGCCUCUCAAACUUGACAAGUUUGAGUUUUAGAAGGAAUGAUUCAAUUACAGCAAAAGGCAUGAGUGCCUUUGCUAGCUUGGUUAACUUGGUGAAAUUGGAUUUGGAGAGGUGUCCUGGCAUUGGAGGUGGACUUGUUCAUCUUAAAGGGCUGACAAAGUUGGAGUCUCUUAAUAUCAAAUGGUGUAACUGCAUAACAGAUACAGAUAUGAAGCAUCUUUCUGGGUUGACGAACUUGAAAGGAUUACAAAUUUCCUGCAGCAAGGUUACAGAUGUUGGCAUUUCUUAUUUGAAAGGUUUGCAUAAGCUUAAUCUGUUAAACUUGGAAGGAUGCCCUGUCACAGCUGCAUGCUUGGAGACUCUCUCAGCUCUUACUUCGCUUUUGUAUUUGAAUCUUAACAGAUGCCAUCUUUCUGACGAUGGAUGUGAGGGUUUUUCCAACCUCACACAACUAAAGGUGCUAAACUUGGGGUUCAGUGACAUUACAGAUGCAUGUUUGGUACACCUGAAAGGUUUGACAAAUUUGGAGAGCUUGAACUUGGAUUCUUGCAGAAUUGAUGAUGAGGGGCUGGCGAAUAUUGCAGGUCUCCAACGUUUGAAAUGCUUAGUGUUGUCAGAUACUGAAGUUGGAAGCAGUGGGCUUCGCUACCUAUCUGGUUUGACCAAUUUGGAGAGUAUAAAUCUUUCAUUCACCAUGAUUACAGAUGGCGGUAUGAGAAAAUUGUCUGGACUGUCAUCUCUUAAAUCUCUUAAUCUUGAUGCUCGCCAAAUUACUGAUAGUGGACUUGCAGCACUAACUAAUUUGACAGGAUUAACCCAUCUGGAUCUCUUUGGAGCUCGUAUUACAGAUUCUGGAACAAAUUAUUUGCGAAAUUUCAAAAAUCUGCAGUCCUUGGAAAUAUGUGGUGGAGGAUUAACUGAUGCUGGCACAAGGAACAUUAAAGAUCUUUCAUCUCUGAUGCUGCUAAAUUUGUCACAGAACUGCAAUCUAACAGAUAAAUCUUUGGAACUGAUAUCCGGGUUGACAAGAUUGGUCUCUUUGAACAUGUCAAAUUCGCGCAUAACAAGUGCAGGACUGAAGCAUUUAAAGCCACUGAAAAAUUUGAAAUCAUUGACCUUGGAGUCCUGCAAAGUGACAGCUAAUGAUAUUAAGAGGCUUCAAUCAACUGACCUCCCUCAACUGGUGAGCUUCCGGCCUGAGUAAUCGAGGAGGUAAUGUUGGACAUUCUGUAAAUAUCUAGUGUGGAAUGAAGGAGUUCUGAUAUUCUAAAUAAAAAUAUGAAGGCAGAAAGACAAAUGAACCAAUGAAGUGGUGUAAAUAUGGGUGUUGGGAUGCUUGGAAAAGAAAUUUGCUCAUUAUGUGAAGCUUUCUUUCAUAUUGUUUAGUAUGAAAGAAACUGUAUAUAAGCUUCCUUGGCAAGUCUUUUGAGCAAUGGCUAUUUGGUAUAAACAAAAGGGCCUUGUGUAUAUUCUUGGGUGAAGGCUUUUCUCUCUUUUUUUUUCUAAUUUUUUUUAUUUUUUUAUUUCACUGGUUUAUAAAUAAAUAUUUGUUCAGCAUAACUGCAGACUGCACAGCCUCUUAAAUCAAUCUCAUUUAAGUUUUAUAUUUGGAUA
Molecule: messenger RNA, 2886 nt
Organism: Manihot esculenta (cassava)
Lineage: Eukaryota; Viridiplantae; Streptophyta; Magnoliopsida; Malpighiales; Euphorbiaceae
Product: leucine-rich repeat-containing G-protein coupled receptor 4
Exons: 16
Coding region: 740-2476 (578 amino acids)
Biological process (GO): SCF-dependent proteasomal ubiquitin-dependent protein catabolic process
Cellular component (GO): SCF ubiquitin ligase complex
Molecular function (GO): protein binding
Source: RefSeq, a predicted model, not a curated record